This is a messenger RNA of Stylonychia lemnae, 588 nucleotides long. NCBI's taxonomy places the organism in Eukaryota, Ciliophora, Spirotrichea, Sporadotrichida, Oxytrichidae. The record is from the annotation of a GenBank genome assembly.
AUGAAGCCUAUUGAAGCUGUAAUUGGAGUUCAUUAAGUUGAAGUUAUUAUUGAAGAUAAUAAUGCAAAUUAAAGGUAUAGUAAUUCGAAAUUCUAAAUUACUGUUAAUGCUGAUAUUUCUUCCUUUUAUGAAUCACAACUCAAAGGAUCAAUUUUAUUUGAUGACUUUUAAAAAUCUAAGAAAUUUCAAAAAAUAGGAAACAUAGAAGCAAGAGCUAAAAUAUCCAGGACAGGAAGGAUAACCAUUACUUUUGAUCAAAAUCUUAAAAUCCUGAAUAACUUCUUGCAAAAACUCUAAAAUUCUAUUGAUAUAAUUGAAUGGGAUAUGAUGGUAGUCAACUUUAAAAUGUAUUUUUUGUUCUAUGAUGUCACAGAAAAACUAAUAAUGAACGAAGGCUACUAAAUUAAAUUCUAAAUACCACCUCAAAUCUCUCAAAGUUUAGAGAAUUAAAUUAGAAAUUUAGGAGCUGCAACUUCAGUUACUUUAAAGAGCUUGUUAGGAUCAAACUUCAUAAUAAAUAUCCUAAUGUAAUUUAUUAGUUUCUUAAGUGUAAUAGGUCACAAAGUAUUUAGAUGCUUUGGGGAAUGA